Emiliania huxleyi CCMP1516 is the source of this 818-nucleotide messenger RNA. RefSeq lists its product as hypothetical. The transcript has a single exon. NCBI's taxonomy places the organism in Eukaryota, Haptophyta, Isochrysidales, Noelaerhabdaceae. The record is from RefSeq and is a predicted model, not a curated record. Bases 80 to 652 code for a protein of 190 amino acids.
CGACCCGAGGCAUAUGUUGUCGCUCUGCGUUCGUGUUGGAGCCAGAUCCGGAGGGCGCGCGGCGCUCUCGCGCGCGGCGAUGGUGGGCUCGAGCCGGCUUCUCUCAUUUCCCAGUCGGUCGAGCCCGCCGCAGCGCGCUGCGCCCGCCUGCGCACUGCUGCCGCGGCCGUCGGCCCUUGCACUCCUGCAGCAGCCACCGCCGCCGAUUGACGCGUCAGCCCGGAGGUGGAACAUUACGCGCCCUAGCCGGUGGCACCCAAAGACGUACCCUGUGCCGAGCGGGCGGAGCAGGAGGGCGCGCGGUCUGCCAAAGAAGCUCAAAACGAACCGCGCGGCGGCGCAGCGCUUCAAGCUGCGUGGCGACGGGUGCGCCGCUCCACAAGACGCUCGAUCCCCGCCAUCGCUGACGUUGCGCACGGCCUUGCGCCCGCGCCGCGCUGCUGUCCGACUCUUCUCACUCCGCUUUCGUCCUUUCCUGCCCAUGCACCCACACGGCUCUUCCUUCGUCAGGACGUUUACGCACAAGGCCGCGGGCAAGGCGCACCUGCAAGCGGGCGAGCGGAGGCGGGCGACGCUGGCGAAGAAGGCGCCGCGAGUGGUAACGCACAAGGGGCUCGCAAAAAAACUUCGCCGCCUGCUGCCGUAUGCCUGAGCGGCGGGCCGAUCGCCGAUGCGCCUUGCGCGAUGGCGGAGCCACACUCGUGUGUCAGGAGAGUUGGGGCUGGGGUUUAGUGGAGGGAGCUAUUUUUGAAGUUCUCAACACGCGACGACGCGACACGUGCAGUUACCUAGCCUGGGUGUCUACUUUUAGUACUUUC